AAAUCAUAAAAUGCAUACAUAAUUUUUAAGUAAUAUAAUUAAUCUUUGCACUUUAAUAUAUUUAAAAUGUUUAAUAAAUCAAAGGUGCAAUUUCAAGAUCAACAACUAGAUGACUAUGUACUAGAGAACUCAGUAUUGAAAAGCAAAUUACAAAGUAAAGUUGAUGCUUUGAGUAUCAUGAGCAAGGAACUGGACAAAUGCAGUAUGGAACGGGAUAGAUACAAAAUAUUAGUUGAGCAACUGCAAUCCAAGAAGAGUGUUUCUAUAUGCAUUCAGGAUAAUAACAACUACAGGUUUACACAGACAAACACUAUUAGUGGGGGAGAAAUCCUAGCAAGAACUAGAGACCACAAUAAUAUGUUGAAAUUAGAGGUAGAAACUUUAAGAAGCAAGUUAGAAGAGGCUAAUGGUGAUAUUAUGGCCUUAAGAAGACAACUACAAAAGGGAACUAUAUUGGACGAUAACAAUGCAAACAAAAAAAUACUUCAAAAUUCACAACAAAAAGAUUAUGAACAAUUGGUGCAGAACUUGGAAAAAAUUCAAAGCAAGUAUCAACAACUUCGUUUGGAUUACCGAACAACAUUGGAUGAAAAAGAGGAACUUGUAGCAGAUCGAGAUUAUUACAAAAACAAAGUGCAAAGAUUGAAUCAUCAAAUAAGUUAUUUCCUUACAAAUAAACAAGACGUUCAACAAGAUUCGGAGUUGGAUCAACCGAAACCCAUAGUUGAUAUAGACGCUUUAGUCACUGAAAAUAAAUAUUUGCACGAAAGAAUUACGCAAUUGCAAGUUGAGAAAGAAAUUGUCAAAAGAACGUUAACUAAAUACAAGACACUUCUUGAUAACAGAACUAAGGGAGAUUCAGUCAAUAUAAAAAGAGGAUUUGCAGAUGUCAUGACGCAAAAACAAGUGAGAGAAUAUUUGGAUAAUAAUUCAAAAACUGGUCUAAAAAGAAAUUCAGCAGCGGAACUAAAAUCACUAUGUCUGGGAUUAUUUGAGGCGUUGAAUGAUAAAUCCAUUGCUUUACAGCACCAAAGAAAGACAAAUCAGAUUUUAGCAAACAGAAUAAAUGAAUUAGAGAAAACUUUAGAGAGUUGGUGUAACGGUCAAAAAUGUAUACCAAUAUUCCCAACUCAAAUGCUCCUAGAAGAAUUUUUACCAGAUACGUCAUCUGUUAAAUCUGAUGAAACUAAAAACAAUAAAGUUCUGGAAGAUUCCGAAGUGAAAAUACAGAAUACGUCAUAUUCUGAUAGUGAUGAAGAUUUUUGCACAUGUGACAAUGAUACAGUUAGUUAUGGAGGCAAUGGUGCAGAUGUUGGAGGUGAUAGAUCUGUCUCUAAGACAAUUUUACCAUUGGAAUUGGAACAGCUUGUCAAAGAAGCUCUGGCAGAUUUAAAACCCGUGCAAUAAAAGAUUUCAUUAGCAAAAGUUUUUAACGGUGGAUUUUC
Messenger RNA from Papilio machaon (common yellow swallowtail), 1445 nucleotides. Its product is annotated as coiled-coil domain-containing protein 149. The record is from RefSeq and is a predicted model, not a curated record. The coding region runs from base 67 to 1407 and encodes 446 amino acids. The transcript is spliced from 7 exons. NCBI's taxonomy places the organism in Eukaryota, Metazoa, Arthropoda, Insecta, Lepidoptera, Papilionidae.